CUGAUCGCUACUCAUCCGCCCCAGCAGUCCACAACUGAAAUCCACUGCAACGUUUGGGAUUGGGAUCGGCUGCGACUGAUCAAAGUGAAAGGAACAGCCAAGCUCUUCCGGCCUGAAGAGGAUGUUGAGGUCUCAGUUCUUGCGCAGUUCGCUGAUUUCCUUUCGCCGGAGGUUCGUGUAAUCAUGGUCGACGAUAACGGGCUUCUCACUGGCGUCUCGACGGAUCCGGAAGAAGAUGAUACAUUCUUUAUUGGGUAUCUUCCUUUUUCAAUGUGUCAAUCGCUCGCAAAUUGCUCUACAAUCUACUUCUCGAAACUGAGAGAGCUCGAUCGGCUUGGACCAGGUGUCGAUCUGGUAUCGCAUAACGAACAAGAGGUCGCAUUUAAGUUCGACCCUCUAGGUAUGCCUCGACGAUUACAAAUGUCCUGGAAGGAGAUGGACCUGCUCAGCAAAAUCCCACCACAUCCCAAUAUAGUAACGCUCAGAUCCAUCUGGUAA
Aspergillus affinis is the source of this 498-nucleotide messenger RNA. RefSeq lists its product as uncharacterized. NCBI's taxonomy places the organism in Eukaryota, Fungi, Ascomycota, Eurotiomycetes, Eurotiales, Aspergillaceae. The transcript has a single exon. The record is from RefSeq and is a predicted model, not a curated record.